AUGGCGGUGGCAGCCACUUCCUUAACAGCUCCGUCUCCACCUCCGACCACCGUUCAACAGUCACCAUGGAACUCACCGCUUCCGUACCUCUUUGGCAGCCUGGCGGCCACGUUGGGUCUCAUUGCUUUUGCUCUCUUGAUCCUCGCUUGCUCUUUUUGGAAGCGUCCCGGUGACACCGACAGAGAUAUCGAGUCCGGAGAUGCCAAACCGGAAAAUAAAGAGCCACCCGUUUUUGAAGAGAAGUGUCUGGUAAUCAUGGCCGGAGAAGCGAAACCGACGUUCUUGGCAACACCCGUUUCCAGCAGUCGUCGGAGCAAUUCAACGGAGCAGUCGGAGAAACAGGUACAACUAAGCAACAUCGGGAAUCAUGAGUCCUCAGAUCAGGUUUGAUGGUGGUGAUGUGGGUUGCAUGGAAGAUCCAGUAGGGACUGCUGUAGCUGAUCCUAGGGAACUCUCUCCCGAUCGAUGCUUUUUCUUUUUCUUUA
Cynara cardunculus var. scolymus (artichoke) is the source of this 485-nucleotide messenger RNA. Its product is annotated as protein GLUTAMINE DUMPER 3-like. The transcript has a single exon. Bases 1 to 390 code for a protein of 129 amino acids. The record is from RefSeq and is a predicted model, not a curated record. Gene Ontology annotation, biological process: regulation of amino acid export. Lineage: Eukaryota; Viridiplantae; Streptophyta; Magnoliopsida; Asterales; Asteraceae.